This is a messenger RNA of Fonsecaea erecta, 879 nucleotides long. RefSeq lists its product as hypothetical. Bases 1 to 879 code for a protein of 292 amino acids. The record is from RefSeq and is a predicted model, not a curated record. The transcript has a single exon. Lineage: Eukaryota; Fungi; Ascomycota; Eurotiomycetes; Chaetothyriales; Herpotrichiellaceae.
AUGGAGGACACAAGCCCUGAUACUCCCUUCAAGUACGUCGUGCCACAGCUGAGACAACACCCCACCCGGAGCGAUGGCCUUCCAACGGAACCUCCGCCCCGGUUCAACCUGCCAGGCUUCGCGCACGCUGCAUCUCGCCAGCUUGGGACUGGAACAACACUGACCAGCAUUCUCGAGUCACCUUCACCCCCUUCACUUGAUCCGGAUACCGCACACUUCGCCGAAGAAGAGACACCGCUUGCCGGCUCUCCAGUCCAGGCAUCGACAGGCGGCCACUUACCCUCCUCCUCCACUAACCCUGCAAAUCCGCAACAUCCGGUCGCUGUAUUCAAGAAGUUUCUGCCGAAGAGUCUCAGAGAAGUCGACCCGGACUUGUACCUCGUCGCCUUCCAAGAGCAGCUCGCGCUGCAGAUCAAGGAGAUGACGGUCGCGGCCAAGCGCACAAACCUUCCUCGCCAUCUAGUCUCGCCACUCGCUCACCUCAGAGCCCUGGCUCACACGGUCGAUCAAAUCAAGCAGCCGCGACGAUACACCACGAAGGUUACACGAGCCAAGAAAUGUGCACAGAUCCAGAAACUGCUUGAUGCGCUCCAAAAAGUCAGCAAGACGGCGUUGAAAGAUGACUCGGACUCGGCCCAUCAAGACAAAGUACUCGGUCAAGAUGAUGGGCUCGAUGAUCUGAUCACCUCCUACGACUGUGAUCUGCAACGCCAGCUCGAUGCGCUGAAGCCGUGCAUGGUUGACUAUCGCGUGGCUCUCGGGAUUUCCAUGGUCAUGGUUGUGGUCAGUGUAUUGAUCUUGUUGAUAUACUCCAGAUCUUCGUAUUCCUGGAAAGUGCCUGCCCCUUGGUGCGUUAGUUGCCAGUCGUCCUGGUGCUGA